Rotaria sp. Silwood2 is the source of this 585-nucleotide messenger RNA. NCBI's taxonomy places the organism in Eukaryota, Metazoa, Rotifera, Eurotatoria, Philodinida, Philodinidae. The record is from the annotation of a GenBank genome assembly.
AUGUCAUUGUCAUUUCGAUUGAACAGUAUCCCGUCUUCUUCAAAACAUUCGAUUAUUUCAUUAAGUAAUUUCGAUAUAACAUCAUCUCAUAACAAUAAUCAAUUCGUUUCAUAUAAUAAUAAUAAAAUUUUUUACAAUGAAAAUCAAUUCAUUAAUAUGACAUCAUCCGAUACAAAAGUCGAUCAAACUAUUGGUCAAGCUAUUGAACAUUUUGAACAAAUUCUUACACAAUGUGUUACACCAUCAAGUACAUCACUCAUCAAAGAUAAUGAUCAACAAGAUAGUAAAAAUGAUAUAAAAUUAAAAAUUGAAACUAAAAAACGUGAUUGUGAAGAAUUUUUAAAUUCAUUAAAUAAAAAAUCCAAUUUUAAAAUGAAACAACGCAAUCAAAAAAUUGAUUGUCGCAAAUGGUGUGAAGAACAAAAUCGACGAAUUACAAAAUAUUACAAUUCAAUCGAUGAUAAUAAUAGAAAAUAUCGUUCAAAAAAUCAAAAUAUCUAUGGAUCAAUAUUCUAUUGUCGUAAAGCUCUUUUACAAAAAUCUGAUGGAAUCACUUAUAUUUGUAUUAGAAAACGAUUUAAUUAA